GUGACGUAGCUUGUCGAGCACGGCGCUGCUGGAGCCGACAGAGUUCAGAUAAGACUUCUGGUUGACCUUGCUACCGAGCCCUGACCACAAAGAAGACGCUGCCCAGGGUAGAUAUGACAACCCCAAGUUUACCUGCUAUGCCGCAGUUGUCAGUGCCUCAGAUGCCCGCCUUGCCCAGCCCGGGAUUCAGGUUAUCGAAAGAGCAUUUUGUGGUAGCGGUGCCAGUCGCAGUGGUUGCAGCUGUCGGAGGCUUCCUAGUCAGCCAUUACCUGAGUGGGCGGAGCUGUAAAAAGGGCCAGGUGAACACGUCCAUCAGCAAAGACAGUCCCAAAGUGGUCCACAGCUUCGACAUGGAAGACAUUGGCACCAAGGCUGUCUACUGCCGCUGCUGGAAGUCAAAGAAGUUCCCGUACUGUGAUGGAGCCCACACCAAACACAACGAGGAGACCGGGGACAACGUCGGACCUCUCAUCAUCAAAAAGAAGGACGCUUAAGCCAACCGAUCACACAGCUCCACCCCUCCCUUGACUCCUCAUGCACCCGCCUGCCCCAGUUAAUCUAAUUGUUUACUAUCAUCAUUAACGGUGUCACAGUGAUGGUUACGGUACAACACUGCUACAGUCAAACGGUGGAUAUUCUUCAUAGCCCAUAAUAGAGAUUCAGAAAGUGCUGAAAAUAUUAUACAUUUUGAUAUCAGGCAUUCCACACUGUUCCCGCAUUACACGACAUGAUUUUGAAAUCAAAGGUCAUUUGAGGAUAGAUAAGGAAGGGACUUUGACAAUCAGCAGAGUCAGACAUGGAGGUUAUUGAGCCUGUGCAGAUGCAUUUUGACAUAUGUAACAAGAAGGAUUCAGUUAAAAUUCUCACCACAUCUGAUUUAAAUAAAAUAUUUCACUGCGUGGGAAUUGUACCUGGUGUCACCUAUGUCCCUUUUCUUUUCGACUCCUCCAGGUGUGGAGCAGGUGGAUGAAACAUAAUGAACUGACAGCUCUUUGCCUCAGUAUUUAUUGGUAUUCAGCACAGGCCUUAUAUUUUAAUCUACAGCCCUAGUCUUAACACACACACACACACAACCCACAUGAAUGUUACAUGUUUUGAUUUUUGCACUAAGAGCUGCUUAGUCAGAUGAAACAGAAGCUUAGUUUGUCUUAAAUGAUUCUAAUAACCAUAAUCUCCAAUCUUGAGAGCUGUUGAAACACUAUCUGCUGUUUGUAACCAGUUACUGUCUGCUGUCUAAGGAAACUGAUGUAUUUAAUCUGUAAAGUGUUCAAAAGUAAAACCUCUGCUUAUAAAGGAUAUAUUUUGCUUUUUCAUCAGAUUUAUUUUCUACUGGCUGUGGUGUGUCUGACUUGAUGAUUUAUUGUUCUGUAUUCUGUGAAUAAAAGUUGUUGAGUAAUCUGA
Molecule: messenger RNA, 1401 nt
Organism: Lates calcarifer (barramundi perch)
Lineage: Eukaryota; Metazoa; Chordata; Actinopteri; Centropomidae
Exons: 3
Coding region: 114-494 (126 amino acids)
Biological process (GO): regulation of autophagy
Cellular component (GO): intracellular membrane-bounded organelle; mitochondrial outer membrane
Molecular function (GO): 2 iron, 2 sulfur cluster binding
Source: RefSeq, a predicted model, not a curated record